GCGGCGCCGUCGUCGUCAGCCUCCCUCGGGUCGCGUCGGGAGCCCAUGUUUCCGCCCAGCCUCCCCCAGCCGUGCCCCCGUCGGCGCCCCCGAGCCCUGCCGCGAGGCCCGAGCGCUGAGCCGCGAUGGACAGCCCCGUGCGCAUCGAGAACCUGCCCUACGAGGUGCUGGAGAGGAUCCUGAGCGCCGUCAGCGUCAGCGCCGAGGACGUGAUCAGCUGCUCCACGACCUGCAAGUACCUGAACGGCGUCUGCCAGAGGAACUCCCUGUGGAAGGUGAAGUUCCGGCAGCACUACGCCCACACCUACGCCUUCAGCGAGUCGAGCGCCAGGGAGAAGGUGGACUGGAGGGCGAGGUUCACGGCCACCUACAGGUGCAGGAGGAGGCUGGUCCAGUGCGUCUUCGCCCUGUCCAGGACCUUCGUGUGGUCCAUGUACCACGACUACGAGUGGCCCGACAUCCCGCGGCGAGCCCUGGCCCUGUACGAGACCCUGUUCCAGGAGGAGCUGGGGGAGGCCAACAUGUUCUACAUCCUGGACGAGUGCCACAACAUCCUCUCGUCCGACUCGGAGAGCAUGGACCUCACGCUGAAGUACUACGCCGAGAAGGUCUACAACCACAUCUACGACAAGUGUGUCAUAAGUACAAGGUGGAGGGACUUCACGCAGCUGCCCCAGGAGUGCCUGAAGUACAGUUACGAGCAGGGGCUGCUGUGGGUCGUGGUGAGCCUGCAGACGAAGCCCGCCGUUUGCAACGUGAAGCUGGUCAGCCUGCACCUCGACGCCUUAGCGAAAGAGACGUUAGUGUACAUUAAGACUAGAUACCCGGAGCACCCCAUUUGCGAAAAGACGUUAAGUAAGCUAGAUUAUUCGAGAGAAACGGCGAGUGUGUGGAAGGGGGAGCACUGCAGCCAUAUCAUGCAGGCCGUGCAUCAUGUGAUCAGACACAUAUCAAACUUCAGAAUAAGUAACAGUUUGUGUGAGAGUGGGCCCGACCACUACUGCAUUGACAGAGUGCUGGUGAAUAAAAAAGGGAGUUCAAAGUUGAUUUUAGUGAUCGAGUCUUGUGUAGCUAACAGAUUAGGUGUCCACACCGAAGUGCACAAAAGUAGCUCGGGUCAUGUGCUGGAUACUUGGAAGCUUUACUAUAUCGGGCAGGAUGGAACUAGUGGCUAUGCAACAGCGUGUGCACUUUGCAGAGAAGAUGCCACUGCACUGAGUAUAGUUCAUGAGGACUGGCAGGAAGGACAGACAGUCGAUGCCCCGGGCAUGUGCAAGGCAAUAAUCCAGCAGAUUGUGUUUUUGGCAGAGUGCUGGUUAAAAAGUGACAGAUGGCAGGCAGGAGAACCUGCACUUUAUGACCUUCUCGAUGAAGAAACAUAUCACCAACCAAUCCGUCUGCUGUUCACUGCCUGGCAGCAUGUAGAACACUGGAAAAUGAGUAAGUUGUACCACUAUAUGCACCAGCAUUUAAGAGUAGCAGAAACACGCCAGACAUUGGGCAAACUUCUACACCUCAGUAUCCUGCUGAGAAUAAAUUCAAAAUUGACGCUUGAAAAGUUGCUGAAUUUUCGUAGAAGAAUGGGCCAGCCUCCAAACACAAUGAGAGACUUGUUACGCAUGUUAGCCAGUGUUGACAAGAGAGCAAGGACGCGAGUUGCCGAGCUGAAAAAUCUGUUGUCGUCUGGAGCAGGAAAUUACUCGAGUCUUAACCCUUUAGCAAGUGUCCCGUGGCCUCAUGGAUGGCCAGGGGGCGAGAUGGUGCAGAAAAGAAGAGUGGACCGCAAAAGCUGGCAGGUACAGUUUGCUGUUGGAGAGGUUCUAGAGCAGCGUGGAGGAGACCUGUGUGUCGUAUACGAUUGGGACUCCAUGUGCGUGGAGAGUGAGGAUACCCUAGUGUUGAUGGGAGAGACAGGCUUGGCUCAUGGGACAGACCAACCUUUCUACAGGGUUCUUACAGAUGGAGGAUCAGCACGGUACCUUGCUCAGGAGAACCUCCGCCAUGCUCGCCAGCCAAGACACUUAAAGAACCCUCUCAUAGGGCGGUAUUUCACAGCUUUCAUUUACCCUUUUUAUAUUCCCAACCCACAGAAGGCAUACGAGUAUCCAGAAGACCCCAACAUUCGAGAACAAAAUGCAUUGUCCCUGAAGUUGAAAUUUGCUGCCAAUGAGUGAUUUAGGGGGAUGCAAUCUCUGUAUAAGUUAAAUUGUU
Messenger RNA from Penaeus monodon (black tiger shrimp), 2211 nucleotides. Its product is annotated as F-box only protein 21-like. The record is from RefSeq and is a predicted model, not a curated record. Gene Ontology annotation, molecular function: protein binding; DNA binding. The transcript has a single exon. Lineage: Eukaryota; Metazoa; Arthropoda; Malacostraca; Decapoda; Penaeidae. Bases 126 to 2174 code for a protein of 682 amino acids.